AUGGAAGAAGUUAUUGUCCAUCAAGAAACUCAUCUCCAACCUCUGCAAAACCCUAGACCAUCAUCAAUGGCGGAGGAGACGGCAUCAAUGAGUAUCUACCGAGCUUCGAGGACGAUUAAGCGAAGACAGAGCUCUUUAUACAAUUCCCUGCGGUCGAUUCACGAGGACUCGAUCUUCGUCUCCGAGAUAGCUCAGCUAUGGCCUGAGCUACCACUUGUAGCGAACCUGCGUUGCGGACUCUGGUACGCCAAGAAAUUCCAUUCCAAUUGCUACUUCAAAUCAACAGAUGGCCACACAAACAACUUGUCGUUCAAUACCUCUCGCCUCAAUCUCCAUGUCGCAAUUCUCGCAGGACAGAAGGGAGGCUGUAUGAUAGUUGAUUCUACUCGUAAAGGCAAGAGAUUUCCAGACAGCAUGUCAAAAACAAUACCAAUUUGGACUUGUGUGUUGAAUCGUGCAAUUCAGAAGUACAGAAACAAAAUCAAUACACCAAUCGAUGAAUUGAGCUCUUCUUCUUCUCAAUGGGAUUCAUCUUUACAUCUUCCUCUAUGGGUACCCGAUACAGAGAAAUCAAGGAUAGAAUCUAACAUAAACAAAUGGGUUAACCAAUUGGAAGAAAGUGGAGCUGAUAUUUCUUCUAUCUCAUCUUUACUAAAAAAACCUCUAAGACCUCUUUGGAUCUCACAAAAAACUGUUAUAUGGUUAAACGAAGUUCCUGAUUACAAUUCAUGGGAUUUCACACCAAUAAUUCUCAUUUCUUCAUCUGCUUCAAAUGACAUAUAUCGACAAAAAACAAGCUCUGAGUUCAGCUGGAGUUACAUAGCAGGAGCUGGAGAUGAUGAAGAGAGUUGGGCAAGAGGGUUAACACCAUUAUUAUUUUGGAAUAAUGUUUAUGAUUUAAUUAAUUCAGGACCUGAUUUGUGUAACCAAAAAGUGGCUGAUUUUGUUGAAAAAGAUAGGGUUUAUCGUGCUCAAAGGGGUCACAAUGCUCCUCAGAUCUCCAUUAAACCUACAAAAAUGGAGAUCAAAAGUUCAUCUCAUUUUCAAGAUCAAUCUUUAGAAAUCAUCAUGGAGAAUGGUGAUUCUGGACAUUUGAUAUACUGGUUGGGUUUGACUAAUCUUGCAGUGUGUGCAACUGGAUAUGAAUUUAAGGCAUUUGAUGUGGAUUGUGUAUUGAAUUGUGAUCAAAAUAAGGAUCUUUGUACACUUGAGGAUUCUAAAGCCCAUUUGCAUCUGCCUAUUAUGAAUUCAAAAUUCGAUAGAUUUUCUCUUCAAAGAAAUCUACCUUCCGCAUUACAUUUCGCCAAGCUUCACCUCAAAAGAGGAAAAAGGCUUGCAGUCUGCUGCAACAAUGGGGAAGAUAUAAGUGUUUGUGUGUGCUUGGCUAUACUGAUUUCAUUAUUCAAUGUUGAAGGUGUUUAUGAUGAUGGGAAAUCGUUUAAGGAGACACAAAUAACAAAGUUAGAUAUGAGACAACGAUUGAUAUUUGUGUGUAAAUAUGCGGUAAAUGCUAGACCUUCAAGAGGCAACUUAAAGCAAGUAUUUAAUUUCCUUGUUGGUGCAACAUAUUGAGACUUAGACUGAUGUCAAUUUGAUAAAAACUGUAACUUUUGUCUGAUUAAUGUGUUAUAAGUUAUUCGUUUUUAAUUUAAAAAAAAAACAUUAAUAUAAUUUUAUGUAC
Messenger RNA from Lactuca saligna, 1681 nucleotides. Lineage: Eukaryota; Viridiplantae; Streptophyta; Magnoliopsida; Asterales; Asteraceae. The record is from the annotation of a GenBank genome assembly.